AAAGAAAUUGCGGUUCUUGAUCUUAUAUAAAGCAUUGACAGAGGAGAGGAAAACUCCAAAGAAGAAAGAAUCUUUACAACAAAUAUUCCAGGUUCAUGUAAGCUAUCCACUACUAAGAUAUUUCUCCUGUUUCUCCUCACGUAACUCCAAAUCAAAAGAUCAAAAAGGAGGCCUUGAUCUUCGGAAAGGUCCUGCUGAGAAAAAAAAAAACAAACAUGUAUCUGGUGGAGAGUAAAGGAGGGGCCAUAGCCUGCAUGCUCCUGUCCUUGCUCUGCUUAGGGACAUGGCCUGCUUUCAUCACCCUCUUGGAGAGGCGAGGUCGUCUUCCUCAACACACUUAUCUCGAUUACACCAUCACCAACUUGUUGGCUGCUGUUUUCAUUGCUCUAACGCUCGGUCAGUUUGGAACUUCCACACCCGAAAAACCGAAUUUCAUCACUCAGCUUUAUCAAGAUAAUUGGCCUUCUGUUCUGUUUGCAAUGGCCGGAGGGAUAGUUCUUAGCCUCGGGAAUUUGGCGUCGCAAUAUGCUUUUGCCUUCGUGGGGUUGUCGGUCACGGAGGUUAUUGCUGCAAGCAUCACUGUAGUUAUAGGAACAACCUUGAACUACUUCUUGGAUGACAAAAUCAACAGAGCCGAGAUUCUUUUCCCCGGUGUUGCCUGUUUCUUGAUCGCUGCUUGCCUUGGAUCUGCUGUUCACAGAUCCAACGCAGCUGAUAACGAGGCUAAGCUCCGAGAUUUCAAGGGUCCAGUUUCAUCAACUGAGAUGGAGAUAGUUUCCAAAGAAUCAAAAGACCUCGAGAAUGGAUACGGGAAAUCAACGGAGAAGGCCAAACAAGGGACUGCAGGUUUCCUCAUAGCCCUCGAGAAGCGAAGAGCCAUAAAGGUAUUUGGGAAAAGCACGAUAAUCGGACUGCUGAUAACGUUCUUUGCGGGAAUAUGCUUCUCCCUAUUCUCACCGGCAUUCAACCUUGCCACAAAUGAUCAAUGGAGCACUCUGAAACAAGGGGUUCCAAAGCUCGUAGUGUACACAGCGUUUUUCUACUUCUCGGUUUCUUGCUUCAUCAUUGCAAUGAUCUUGAACAUUGCAUUUCUGUAUUUCCCGCCAUUUGGUCUCCCAAGAUCCUCCACUAAAGCUUACCUAAACGACUGGAACGGCCGUGGAUGGGCGUUCUUGGCCGGUCUUCUCUGCGGUUUCGGCAAUGGACUUCAGUUCAUGGGCGGCCAAGCCGCUGGAUAUGCAGCUGCUGAUUCUGUGCAGGCGCUUCCACUGGUGAGCACGUUCUGGGGAGUGGUUUUGUUCGGAGAGUACAGAAGAUCGUCGAGAAGAACAUAUGUUCUCCUCUUCUGCAUGCUGUCGAUGUUCAUCGUCGCUGUCGCUGUCCUUAUGGCUUCUUCUGGUCACAGGAAAUAAGCUUCUGCUUAUUCUCUCGAGAAACGUGUAGGUUAAGUUACGUAUGACUCUUAUUUCCUAUGUAUUCAUUCUGAUGAGGUGAUUUAAUAUACUAGAUUAAUUAAUAAAAUCGCUCAUUUAAAUUU
This is a messenger RNA of Tarenaya hassleriana, 1537 nucleotides long. RefSeq names its product ureide permease 2-like. The transcript has 9 exons. Lineage: Eukaryota; Viridiplantae; Streptophyta; Magnoliopsida; Brassicales; Cleomaceae. Bases 216 to 1412 code for a protein of 398 amino acids. Gene Ontology annotation, cellular component: membrane. The record is from RefSeq and is a predicted model, not a curated record. Gene Ontology annotation, molecular function: allantoin:proton symporter activity; uracil:monoatomic cation symporter activity. Gene Ontology annotation, biological process: nitrogen compound transport.